AUGGUGUGGUCUCGUCUCCUCCCUAAACCCUCCCACUUCCGUCUCCUCUCAAAAUCCCUUAUAACUUCACACCCUCAUAGCUCUGCCUCCUCCACUUUCCUCCUCCUCAACAGAUCCUUUUGUACUAGCAACAACGACAACAACAACAAUAGUGACCAUACAAGCUCCAACAUCUGGAAACUUUCCGGAGAUAAUGAAGCAAAAUUCGAUGCUUUCUUCUCCCAAGACUCCGAUCCCAGCAUUGCUGGCACCUCCGAUUCUCCUGCCACUGCCAAUGGGGAGGACCAAGACUCCGAUACCAGCCUUGCUGGCAUCUCCAAUUCUCCUGUCACUGCCGACGGGGAUGAUGAAGACUCGUGGUUGAAGGAUGAUGACAAUGGCGGCGGAGUAGAUAUAUUUGCUCGAAUCGAGAAAGAUGAGAUUGAUGCAAGUAGCGUUAGUGGUGGUGGUAAGUGGCAGAAUUCAUCGUUGGAGGAGAAGCCGUGGAGUUUCGAGGAGGAUGAGAAGGAGGCCAAGGUGUUUGAUUUUGGAGAGAAUGUAAUACGGAGCGAUGAUGUUGAUAUUAAUAGAGGUGAGGAUGUUCCAAAUGUGAGAAGUCCUGAAGAGGAGAAGAUGCUUGAGAAAGAAAAGGAGGAACUUAAUUUUAUAUUGAUCCAUAUUGCAGGUCCAAAUCGUGCUUUUGGUGACCUUAUUGCAGCGUCUGGAAUAACAGAUGCAAUGUUGGACAGUUUAAUUGCCCUCAAGGAUUUUCAGGGGGUUGAAGGAUUGCCUCCUCUAAGUGAGAUAGAGGAGUUGCGUUAUCUAAGGAACACAAGGAAAUCGACAAGAGGUGAAUUAGAGCGCCAGAAACAGGAGGAAAUGGCUAAAGCUAGAGUGAGACAAGUAGAUGAUAAAGGAAGAGCUUAUGGAACAGGAAGGAGGAAAUGUAGCAUUGCUCGUGUUUGGGUUCAACCUGGUGAUGGAAAAUUUGUUGUUAAUGACAAACAAUUUGAUGUCUAUUUCCCAAUGCUUGAUCAUCGUGCUGCCCUUUUGCGACCUUUCUCUGAGACAAAGACCUUAGGUCUCUGGGAUGUUACUUGUACUGUCAAAGGCGGUGGUGUUUCAGGUCAAGUUGGAGCCAUUCAGUUGGGGAUCAGUAGGGCUAUGCAAAACUGGGAACCAGACUUGCGCCCCACACUCAGGAGUGGUGGUUUCUUGACAAGAGAUCCACGUGUGGUUGAAAGGAAAAAACCAGGAAAAGCAAAAGCAAGGAAGAGCUUCCAAUGGGUCAAGCGUUAA
Molecule: messenger RNA, 1278 nt
Organism: Dovyalis caffra
Lineage: Eukaryota; Viridiplantae; Streptophyta; Magnoliopsida; Malpighiales; Salicaceae
Source: the annotation of a GenBank genome assembly